CCAAGCGUGUGUGCUAAUAACGCUGGUGCGCAGUCUGCAACCUUUCAGACACGUGUGUUAAGCAGACAUAGCAAGGAAUGAAAAAUAACAUUUCAGCAAUGAAGUCUUUAUUCGGCGGUCUCUUCUACUGCUUCUCCCUCUUGGUUCAAGUUCAUGGAACUAAUUUCAGAUUUUAUGGCUAUGAGCCGCAGAGGACUUCCCCAGCUAUCCGGUACGCCAAACCCAUCGCAAGACCUGAACUGCCGCUCGGUACCCAAGCAGCCUCGAAUGCUAUCAGUGCGACAGUUCAUGGCAAUAAUUAUAGGUUUUAUGGCCACCACUAUCAACUGCCCCAGAAGAUUUCUCCACCAGUCUGGUACCCCAGACCUGUCAUCCGACCAGAGCAGCCAGUCAGUACCCAAAGCAACGCCAUCAAUACAGACACAGUGAGACAGUGCAAGAUCCGCCCCUUGGAUCUGGUCUUCAUAAUCGACAGCUCCCGUAGUGUCCGUCCAGGAGAGUUUGAGAAAGUCAAGAUCUUCAUUUCAGACAUGAUCGAUACCUUGGACAUUGGCCAGUAUGCCACAAGAGUGGCAGUCAUAAACUAUGCCAGCACGGUCAAAAUUGAGUUCCACCUCAAGACCUACUUUAACAAAGUAGACAUGAAGCACGCUGUGUCCCGGAUUGAGCCCCUUUCCACGGGCACCAUGAGCGGCUUGGCAAUUCGGACUGCCAUGAACGAGGCUUACACAGAGAAGGCUGGAGCACGGCCACGGCCUCAGAAUAUCUCCAGGGUGGCCAUCAUUGUGACAGAUGGGCGACCCCAGGACAAGGUCCAGGAGGUGGCAGCCCAGGCCAGGGCCUCUAGAAUUGAGAUCUAUGCAAUCGGUGUGGACCGGGCCGAUAUGCAGUCCUUGAGGCUUAUGGCCAGCACACCCCUGGAUGAGCACGUCUUCUAUGUGGAGACCUAUGGCGUGAUAGAGAAGUUUACCUCCAAAUUUAGGGAGACGCUAUGCGGUCUGGAUAUCUGCUCCCUUGGAACCCAUGGAUGUGAACAUAUUUGCGUGAGCACCACAGAUUCCUAUUACUGCAAGUGUCGGGAUGGGUAUAUCUUGAAUGAAGACAAGAAAACAUGCUCAAAGGAAAAAAAGACAGACGUGCCUGUUGACCCAUGCAAGUGCGAGUCUCUUGUGCAGUUCCAGACGACGGUUCAGUCUGCCAUACAGUCCCUGACCAGCAGACUAGAUGAAAUGACAAAAAAGGUGCAACAACUCGAACAAAGACUGCGCCACUUCUAGAGCAUAAAGAGCAAAGUGGUUUCCCUGGCGUCAUCGGGAAGUUCUGUUUCAUUGAGCUCACUAGCUGCUGCUGUCUGCACACAAAGUUUAGUUGAUUCUUACUUUAGUGGUCAGCCUGUUGCAGUAAUAUAACAGAUAUUCCAUUAAACUGUCACUAGUGAUGCAUCCAUUUCAUAACUAUCCUAAUACAGCUGUGCAAUUUUAUUUUUCAAGUAGCAGUAAACAUUACAGUCAUAGUAUGCUAUAUGAAAGCUUACAAUGCAUACGUGAUUGCACAAGAUAUAUGAAAUCAAAAACAACACAAACAAGUCACGUGGUGUUUAAACACAUUGGAAUAAAGCUUAAUAAAUGCUAUUGAA
Polyodon spathula (Mississippi paddlefish) is the source of this 1636-nucleotide messenger RNA. RefSeq names its product matrilin-3-like. The transcript is spliced from 6 exons. Lineage: Eukaryota; Metazoa; Chordata; Actinopteri; Acipenseriformes; Polyodontidae. The record is from RefSeq and is a predicted model, not a curated record. The coding region runs from base 78 to 1277 and encodes 399 amino acids.